AUGAAAGGAGUAAAAAAAAGAAAGACAUUACUGUCGUUUUUCAAACAUAAAGAAAAUUCAUCUACAUCUACGGUUAACGAGGUAAAUCUUCAAUCUUAUGCAUCUAAUACGGAAGAAGAACAACCUGUUUUAAAUUUUCCAAGGGUUGAAAUUGAUCUUAAUAAUCUUGAACGAGAUCCCGCAAUUCGGAUUCCUAUAUGGCAACAUCCAAUAAAUCAACAAGAUGAAAUUAGGCGGUCUUAUAUUAGAAUGGGUCCGUAUCAACCUAAGUUAGAUGAGUAUCCAAGAACUAAGUUUGGAUCACAAACUCAGUAUCGUAGAUUUCAAUACUCGUGGUUUGAAAAGUUUCUUUGGUUAGAGUAUUCUUCAUCAAAGGAUUUAAUAUUUUGUUUUCCUUGUUUUCUUUUCCAAAAGAAAUCACCUAUUAAUCCUUCAUUCACUAUUGAUGGAUUUAAUAACUGGAAAAGGGUUAACGAUGGAGUUAAAUGUCCACUUUUAAUUCACGUGGGAGGUCCUACUUCCUCACAUAGUAAUUCAGUGAAAUGUGUUGAAGAUUUGAUGAAAGUAAGUGGACAUAUUGACAACAUAUUGAAUGCCCAAAGUUUAGAUGAAGUUCAGAAAAAUCGAUUACGACUUAAGACGACAAUUGAGAGUAUUCGAUGGCUUAGUUUACAAGCUUGUGCAUUUAGAGGUCAUGAUGAAUCUUCAUCUUCUAAAAAUCGUGGUAAUUUUAUAGAGAUGAUAAAACUUAUGGGUCGAUUGAAUGUUAAUAUUGGUGAUAUAGUAUUAAAAAAAGCUCCAAGAAAUGCAACAUAUACUUCACCAACUAUUCAGAAAGAAAUUUUGCAUAUUUUUGCAAAUAAAGUAAGAAAAAAAAUACGUGAAGAAAUUGGAGAUGCGAAGUUCUGUAUUUUAGUUGAUGAAGCUAAAGAUAUUUGA
Messenger RNA from Impatiens glandulifera, 939 nucleotides. RefSeq names its product zinc finger MYM-type protein 1-like. Bases 1 to 939 code for a protein of 312 amino acids. The record is from RefSeq and is a predicted model, not a curated record. The transcript has a single exon. Lineage: Eukaryota; Viridiplantae; Streptophyta; Magnoliopsida; Ericales; Balsaminaceae.